GAUUGGCCGGGGGCUGCGCGCGCAUCGCCUCGGCCACGGUAGGGCGGGGGAGGGGUCGCUCCUGGCCGCCGCCGCCAGCCCCGGGCGCCCCCCGCCCCCGCUCGUCGCCAUGGAAACGGGGCCCCCCGCUCCCCCGCCCCGCCCCACCCGCCCCCGCCCCAAGAUGGCCCCCGGCCCCCCGGCGGGACCCCUGGCCAAUGGGGUGACGGUGAGCGCCGCCGGGCGGGGGGCAACGUCCAAUGAGGGGGCGGAAGAGACCCGUCGCCGCCCGGAGGCGGCCAAUGAGGGAACGGAAGGCCGACGGGGGUCAAAGGCCGCGGCGGGGUCAACGGGGGUCAACGCCGGAUCGACGCGGGGCGCAGCGGGGUCAACGGAGGCCGAGGAGGCGUCGACGACAGCCAACGAGGGCGCGGGGUCCCGCCCCACGGCGGCGGACGACGGCGUGAGGUCGGUGGAGGUCACGGCGGGGGCGAAGGCCAGCGAGGCGUCAACGGCGGCCAUCGCGGGGUCAACGGAGGUCGGCGGGAGGUCAACGGCGGCCGGUGCGGGGUCAACGGUGAGCAGCGCGGGGUCAACGGCGGCCAAUGAAGAGCCAGAAGCCCACGGGAGAUCAACGGCGGCCAUCGCGGGGUCAACGGAGGUCGGUGGGAGGUCAACGGCGGCCACCUCGAUGUCAAUGGUGACCGGCGUGGGGUCAACGGCAGCCAAUGAAGAGCCAGAAGCCCACGGGAGGUCAACGGCGGCCAUCACGGGGUCAAUGGAGGUCGGCGGGAGGUCAACGGCGGCCACCUCGAUGUCAACAGUGACCGGCGUGGGGUCAACACCAGCCGAGACGGGGUCAACGGUGGCCAGUGAGGAGCCAGAAGCCCACGGGAAGUCAACGGUAGCCAUUUUGGGGUCAAUGACGGCCAAUGAGAAGCCGGAAGCCCAUGGGAAGUCAACGGCGGCCAUCUCGGGGUCAACAGCGGCCAAUGAGGAGCCAGAAGGACACGGGAGGUCAACGGCGGCCAUCUCGGGGUCAACACCAGCCAAGACGGGGUCAACAUUGGCCAAUGGAGAGUCAACAACGGCCAACGAUGAGCCGGAGCCUCGCGCCGCCUCCGCGGCGGCCAUCUUAGAGCCACGUCCAUCCGAAGCAGCGCCGGAGACCCGCGCCGCCUCGACGGCGGCCAUCUUGGAGCCAUCGGCAGCCCCGUCGGCCACCGUUUCGGGCUCUCUGGGGGAGCGGAGCCUGGCGGGGGCCAACGGGCCGGGCCGGGGCUCGCAGGGCAGCCUGGGUCCCGGUAUCCCGGGGCCGCGGGGGACGGACCUGGAUUCGGUGAGUCUCCUGUCAGGGACGCUGGAGUCGUUGAGCGGUCCCUUCCCCGAUGACGUCAGCUCCAUGGGUUCCGACUCGGAAGUGGCGGCACCGUCCUACCGUCGCACCGACCGUUACGGCUUCCUGGGGGGCAGCCAGUACUGCGAGGCGCCGGAGACCUCGGUGCCCGUGGACGUGGCGCGGCAGCGGGAGCUGAAGUGGCUGGAGAUGUUCAACCAUUGGGACAAGUGGCUCUCGCGGCGCUACCAGAAGGUGAAGCUGCGCUGCCGUAAGGGCAUCCCCUCCUCCCUGCGAGCCCGCGCCUGGCAGCUCCUCUCCGACAGCAAAGCUCUCCUGGACCGCAACCCCGGCCUCUUCCAGGAGCUGGAGCGGCAGCCGGGGGAGCCGCGGUGGCUGGACGCCAUCGAGAAGGAUCUGCACCGGCAGUUCCCCUUCCACGAGAUGUUCGUCGCCCGCGGGGGGCACGGGCAGCAGGACCUGUACCGCAUCCUCAAGGCCUACACCGUGUACCGGCCCCAGGAGGGCUACUGCCAGGCCCAGGCCCCCGUCGCCGCCGUCCUCCUCAUGCACAUGCCUGCCGAGCAAGCCUUCUGGUGCCUGGUGCAGAUCUGUGAGAAAUACCUGCCCGGCUACUACAGCGCCGGCCUGGAGGCCGUGCAGCUGGACGGGGAGGUGUUCGGGGCGCUGCUGCGUCGCGCGGCCCCCGCCGCCCACCGGCACCUGCGGCGUUUCCGGGUGGAGCCGGUGCUUUACCUGACCGAGUGGUUCAUGUGCAUCUUCGCCCGCAGCCUGCCCUGGGCCGCCGUCCUCCGCGUCUGGGACAUGUUCUUCUGCGAGGGUACGGGGGUCCCGCCUCCGUGGGUGGGACGGAGCCGUGGGCACGGUCACCGUCCGUGGGCAACGGCCACCUCCCAUGUCCCGCGUCCCCGCGUCCCCGCGUCCCACAUCUUCGUGGCAACGUCCCACAUCCGCGUCCCCACGUCCCAUAUCUUCCUGCCAACGUCCCCUACCACGUCCCGUGUCCCACAUCCGUGUCCGUGUCCCAUGUCCCCAUGUCCCCAUGUCCCACGUCCUUGUGUCUGUGUCCCACGUCCCACAUCCAUGUCCCACGUCCACGUCCCACACCCACCUCCCAUGUCCCCACGUCCCACAUCUUCACGCCAACGUCCCGCUCUCAUGUCCCACAUCCAUAUCCAUGUCCCACGUCCCACAUCCACGUCCACGGCCCACGUCCCAUGGCCCACGUCCCAUGUCCACGUCUACAUCCACAUCCCAUGUCCGUGUCCAUGUCCCGUGUCCCAUGUCCACAUCCACACCCAUGUCCCAUGUCCCACGUCCGCGUCCCACAUCCACAUCCAUGUCCCACAUCUCAUGUCCCAUGUCUACAUCCGUGUCCAUGUCCCACGUCCAAUGUCCCACGUCCACGUCCCACGUCCAUGUCCCACGUCCCACGUCCCAUGUCCACAUCCACGUCCAUGUCCCACGUCCAAUGUCCCACGUCCCACGUCCACGUCUACAUCCAUGUCUAUGUCCCACGUCCCACAUCCCACAUCCAUGUCCAUGUCCCACGUCCAUGUCCCACAUCCACAUCCCACAUCCCAUGUCCAUGUCCCACGUCCCACGUCCACGUCUACAUCCAUUUCUAUGUCCCAUGUCCCACGUCCCACGUCCACAUCCACGUCCCAUGUCCCAUGUCCACGUCCCACAUCCACAUCCAUGUCCCGUGUCCCACGUCCCACCUCCAUGUCCAU
Messenger RNA from Grus americana (Whooping crane), 3069 nucleotides. RefSeq lists its product as uncharacterized. Lineage: Eukaryota; Metazoa; Chordata; Aves; Gruiformes; Gruidae. The transcript has 7 exons. The annotation marks the transcript as partial. The record is from RefSeq and is a predicted model, not a curated record.